AUGAAAAUUUUGAAAUACGAUAACAAACAAACUUCACUUCGUCGCAUUGUGGAAGACCUGAAGACGCAGCAGACACAGCUCGUCCGGUCUUUCGAAGAAGACCAGCACACGUCUUGCCAGCGCGUAUCCGACGCCCUUUCGGACCUGGAGCUCUACGCGGCGAAGCUGCAGACAGUUGUCCGGAGACUGGACAACAUCACGGAAACCCUCGUGCAAGAGAGCGAUGCAAGAGUAAAGCCAUGGUACAUUAGAAUAUUUUGCCCCUAUUCAUAA
Molecule: messenger RNA, 273 nt
Organism: Ectocarpus siliculosus
Lineage: Eukaryota; Phaeophyceae; Ectocarpales; Ectocarpaceae
Source: the annotation of a GenBank genome assembly